This is a messenger RNA of Euleptes europaea (tarantolino), 1288 nucleotides long. It is a transcript of the gene ACY1, whose product is annotated as aminoacylase 1. Gene Ontology annotation, biological process: amino acid metabolic process. The record is from RefSeq and is a predicted model, not a curated record. The coding region runs from base 19 to 1269 and encodes 416 amino acids. Lineage: Eukaryota; Metazoa; Chordata; Lepidosauria; Squamata; Sphaerodactylidae. Gene Ontology annotation, molecular function: aminoacylase activity. The transcript has 14 exons. Gene Ontology annotation, cellular component: cytoplasm.
UCAAAUCAGAAGGCCAACAUGCUGCCAGAGAAAGACUCUAAAAAACUAGGGGAGAAGGACCCCAAGGAAGACCCAUCGGUCAGUGUCUUCCGGGAGUACCUGAGAAUCAAGACUGUCCAGCCAGAACCUGAUUAUGACUCGGCAGUGAAAUUCCUGGAGAGAGUAGCUUCUGAACUUGGCCUGCAGUGUCAGAAAGUGGAGGUUUGCCCUGGCCGUGUGAUCACCAUUCUGACCUGGAGAGGCACAAACCCACAGCUCCGUUCCAUCUUGCUGAAUUCCCAUACAGACGUUGUGCCUGUGUUUGAGGAGUACUGGCGCUAUGACCCCUUUGCAGCUUUCAAGGACUCUGAUGGAAACAUCUACGCACGCGGAGCUCAGGAUAUGAAAUGUGUUUCCAUUCAGUACAUAGAGGCCAUCCGGAGGCUGAAAGCUGAAGGGAAACAUUUCCCACGAACAGUUCAUAUGAGCUUUGUCCCUGAUGAAGAGAUUGGGGGCCAUAAAGGAAUGGAAAUGUUUGUGAAACGACCAGAGUUCAUGACUCUUAAUGUUGGCUUUGCCUUGGAUGAAGGCCUGGCUAACCCAUCAGACACCUUCACUGUAUUCUACGGCGAGAAAUGCCCAUGGUGGAUUAAAGUGAAAGUAGAGGGGAACCCCGGACAUGGAUCUAGAUUCAUUGAGGACACGGCUGCUGAAAAGCUGCACAGAGUGAUCACUUCCUUCCUAGAGUUCCGAGAGCAUGAAAAACAAAGGUUGAAAUCAGAGAAGCACCUUACCUUAGGCGAUGUAACCUCACUUAACCUAACCAUGUUGAACGGGGGCAUCUCCUUCAAUGUGGUCCCUUCUGAGAUGUCUGCUGCCUUUGACAUCCGCAUACCACCCACAGUAGAUUUAAAGGCAUUUGAAGAGCAGCUCACAGCCUGGUGCCGGGCAGCUGGGGAAGGUGUUACCUAUGAGUUCCACCAGAAAUACACGGAUCAGUCGAUGACCUCCACAGAGAAAUCUGACCCCUGGUGGAAAGCGUUCAGUGGCACCUGCAGGGACCUGAAUAUGAAACUGAAGUGUGAGAUCUUUCCUGCUGCUACAGACAGUCGCUAUAUCAGAGCGGCAGGCCACCCCGCAAUUGGCUUCUCCCCCAUGAACCGCACCCCUAUACUGCUGCAUGACCACAAUGAAUUCCUGAACGAGCAGAUCUUCCUUCGUGGGAUUGAGAUCUACGCCCACCUCAUCCCAGCCCUGGCUACUGUCCCUCCUCUACAAGCAGAGGCCUGAGCGAAGGUGAUAAGCGAAA